UGAAAUUAGCAACGCACAGAAACGAUUUUCAUUGCGGUUGUUUUUUUUUGUCAAGAAUUUGUUGUGCAUCGUUUGUUAAUAGUAACGAGAGUGCAAGGAAAAACAAAUUUAAGCUUGGCAGAAACAACGAAAACCGGUGUAGAAUGGUGCCAUAACAGUAGGUGGAAAGUGUUCGAUUUUCUGGUGCUGCUACAGCGACAAUAAAGAAAAAGAAGAAUCCACUGGCUGCAAACGCACAAAAUCGUGGACGAAAAUUAGGAACAUCCAAUGAAUACGAGCUCGAUUACAGCGGCCGCAACUGGUGGUGGCUCGCUGAACGCCUCAAGCACCAUGCAGGAAAUCGAAACAGUCACAAUUAUCAGUGACGAUUCCGACAUCGAAAUGACUGACGUGACUUCAAGGACUAAAGCACGCCUUGGUCCUGGUUCUAAUCAGACAGAUAUCAAGGAUAACGACGAAAAUACGGAAGGACGUCGGAUUAGUCGACGCAAAAAACCGAAAGUUGAAUAUUCCGACACCAAACCAACAAAUUCAACCGAUAGCACAACGGAUAGGAAACAGGAUACAAAGAUAGAGCCGAAGGUUAAAAAACGAGAUCCCGAUCUAACGAUUAAGGAUGAAAAAGGAGAAACCGAACCGAAUCCACAUAGGGAAAUUUUGACGGGCUUAGAGGGAGCCGCUUUUCAAUCUCGAUUGCCUUUCGAAAAAAUGACUGCUUCGGAGGCUGUUUGCUUUCCUGAAAUUACUAAACAUGGAUUGGUGGCUCAACGUGUGUUUCUCAAUGUCCGUAACAGAAUUUUACAAAUGUGGAUUGAAAAUCCAACCAUUCAGUUAACCAUAGAGAAUACUCUAAAAAAUAUGGAACAGCCAUUCGAUAGUGACCCUAAUCUAGUACGAAAAGUGCAUGCGUUUCUGGAACGUCAUGGGUUUAUAAAUUUUGGCAUUUUCAAACGGCUCAAGCCACUGCCUAGUAAAAAACUAGCUAAAGUAAUAGUCAUUGGAGCAGGGAUUUCGGGUCUUGCGGCUGCUCAACAACUGCAACAGUUUGGAUUUGAUGUAAUCGUGCUGGAGGCAAGGGACCGGGUUGGAGGUCGAAUAGCAACUUUUCGUAAAAAUUCGUACACAGCCGAUCUGGGAGCUAUGGUAGUGACGGGUAUUUGGGGUAAUCCCAUUACGAUUCUCAGUAAACAAACGGGAAUGGAAAUGGCCCCAAUAAAAACUGCUUGUCCUCUUUACGGAGCAGGAGGGAAACCCGUUCCUAAACAUAAGGACGACAUGGUCGAGCGCGAAUUCAACCGCCUGUUGGAAGCAACAAGCUACCUCUCCCAUCAGCUGGAUUUCAACUAUGCCGGAAACCACCCUGUUUCGUUAGGCCAGGCAUUAGAAUGGAUUAUAAAACUACAGGAAAAACACGUUAAAGAAAAACAAGUCCAACACUUGAACAACAUAAUUUCAUGGCAACGAAAACUGAUUGAUAACCAAAAUCAUAUCAAGGACAUCGUAGAUCGCAUUCGGGAUUUACGCGCUAAGCACAAGAAGUUACUAGAAACAAAACCGCCGAAACCAAGCGAAAUUGACACCAAGUACAUUGAACAUGAGUUCAGUAUAAGGGUAACAGUUCGCGAAGAGCAACUAGCAUGGAAAGAGAUGGAACGACUGCGCACUAACCAGGAUGAAAUAGAAAGCAAGCUGAAAGAUUUAGAAAACGAGCAAGUUAGUGAGGUUUAUCUUUCCUCUAAAGACAGACAGAUCCUUGAUUGGCACUUUGCCAAUCUGGAAUUCGCCAACGCAACUCCAUUAAGUAAUCUCUCGCUUAAGCACUGGGAUCAGGAUGAUGAUUUUGAAUUCAUUGGCAAUCAUACAACUGUUAGAAAUGGUUACUCUUGUGUUCCUAUUGCACUAACGGAAGGUUUGGAUGUGCGAGUUAACACAGCUGUUAAGAGAAUCAAAUAUUUCCCGGGAGGGGUCGAAGUAACGGCAGAUCUCAAAUCAAACAAUUCCACUGUCCACUACAAGGCCGAUUUGGUGCUAUGCACGUUGACAUUGGGCGUCCUAAAAGUGGCCAUUUCCGAACUAUCGUCCCAAAUAAACACAGUCCGUUUCGACCCGCCACUGCCAGAGUGGAAACAGUCCGCAAUUCAACGGCUUGGCUUUGGUAAUCUCAACAAGGUUGUGCUGUGUUUCGAUCGCAUUUUCUGGGACCCGAAUACCAAUCUGUUCGGUCAUGUCGGAAGCACCACCGCUAGUCGAGGGGAACUGUUUCUGUUCUGGAACAUUUCACAAUCACCAGUUCUGCUAGCGCUGGUCGCCGGUCAGUCAGCUGCCAUAAUGGAAAACGUUUCCGAUGAUGUAAUCGUAGGUCGUUGCAUUGCUGUUUUGAAGGGUAUUUUUGGUAAUUCGGCAGUUCCUCAACCGAAGGAAACCGUAGUUACACGGUGGCGGGCAGAUCCCUGGGCACGCGGUUCGUAUAGCUUUGUUUCAGUGGGAUCAUCUGGCAGCGAUUACGACUUAUUAGCCGCACCCGUUACGCCUCGCUUCGAAGCGAGUAGUGCUGGUGGGGUUAAUGGAACUGCCCACUCCUCAGGCAACGGGCACAAUGACGAUGACGAUAACAAAGCAGACAUUCCACGGUUAUUUUUCGCCGGAGAACACACGAUACGCAAUUAUCCUGCUACGGUGCACGGUGCUCUGCUCAGCGGCCUGCGAGAGGCCGGCCGGAUAGCGGAUUACUAUCUGGGAUUCCCGAACACGUACCCCGAUGCGCCGAAGGAAGAACCGAAGAAGUAGUGUGAGUAGCUUUAGCAUAUUUCAGUACAUAUAAGGAAUAAAUUUUAAAUUAUUAUUGGCUGUCGGUCGAACAAAAAAAAAAUCACUGUGGUGUCCUGCAUUACCACGGUCGGCAUGACGCAAGUCCAAGCCCCUGCGGGAGCUUUAUCGCAAGUGAAUUUGCAGAAAAAAAUUAAAUAAAACUAAAUUUAUUGAGAUUAUAAGGCUACAUUCAGGCAUUUAAUGACAUGUGAGUAAACUAGAUUGCAAAUGA
This is a messenger RNA of Wyeomyia smithii (pitcher-plant mosquito), 3040 nucleotides long. RefSeq names its product possible lysine-specific histone demethylase 1 (gene Su(var)3-3). Gene Ontology annotation, cellular component: nucleus. Gene Ontology annotation, molecular function: protein binding; oxidoreductase activity; flavin adenine dinucleotide binding. The coding region runs from base 268 to 2787 and encodes 839 amino acids. The record is from RefSeq and is a predicted model, not a curated record. Lineage: Eukaryota; Metazoa; Arthropoda; Insecta; Diptera; Culicidae. The transcript has 3 exons. Gene Ontology annotation, biological process: regulation of DNA-templated transcription.